AUUACCUAUGUGGAAGAGCCACUUAGAAGUCAAGUUGCUCUGAGAUUAGUCAGGUAAGAUCGGAAGUACAUUGGAACAAUUUUUAAGGGUCAACUUGCUUGGAUCAGAGUAAUUUUAGGACAAGAUCUUUCUGCGUCCGCCUGCUCAAAUAUCAAUCUUUUCCAGCCACUAUUUCUUGCAGGAUAUUGUAAUCAGUGCAGUGCACGAAUAUAAAAAUGAUAAAUGAGAUUCCAUCAAUUCCCAAAAUGGAUGACUGCACCCGGAACCAAAAAAUCCCGAUGGCGAAGACGAACGCUUUAUUCGGAUCUCAUCCACAACUCUUUAUUUCUCAAACCGACAUCAUUCCUUCAAGAAUCAUUGCCCCCAGUCGGUUUCUCUAAUCUACCUAAUUGCUCUUUCUUUUCCAGUUAUUUUAAGACGAUGGACAAUACUUCUGACCCUGAAGCCUACUCCAAUAUUGGUGGUAGCCUUGUCGAUAACCAACAUGAGGCUGAAGGGUAUCUAGACGGUUUGACAUCUGGGAAGGGAUCUAAGGAGAUUGUAGAGGAUUUGUGUAGUAUUACUAUAGAGUCCGCUGUAGAAAAUGAGGAUAAUAUUAGUGAGGAGGAGAGAGGGAGGGAUGUGAUAGUCACUCCGAGAACGUAUCAACUAGAAAUGUUGGAGGAAAGUUUGAAAAGGAAUAUUAUCGUUGCGGUAAGUUUGCCUUAUAGUUUUAAUGGGGAUUUCAUGCUGAUGGUUGUAGAUGGACACAGGGAGUGGCAAGACACAUGUGUAGGUUCUUUCCUUUGGGACUCAAGUUGGAGCAAAUCGGAAAGGUCCAGUUCCUGCUGCAUUGCCCACUAGGUGUUUAAACCUACCUCGAGGGUUUUGAAUUGCAGUGAGAAGUGGUGUUCUAAUAUAAUUCACCGUCAUAAUUUUUUCCAAAGGCUGGUCGUAAUCUGACCAGUCGACUAUUUAGGGCUGUUCUACGAAUUCUAGCAGAACUCGAGCGGAUGGAGCCAGAUAAGGUGGGCAGAAAGUUCCAUCCUCUAUUUUUCCUUUCGCUAACUGUGAUGCUAUAGCUGAUAUGGUUUCUUGCCCCUACCGUUGCUCUCUGUACUCAGCAUAAUGAAUAUCUCCAGUUGAAUAUUUCCUCAGUUUUAGUUAAACUACUUGUUGGCUCUGAUGGCGUGGAUCGAUGGACAGAGCAGAGACAGUGGGAUGCGAUCUUGAAGGAUGUUAAGAUAGCCGUAUCUCCGUACCAAGUUCUUCUAGAUGCCCUUACACAUGGAUUUGUACGCAUGGAGCGUCUCUCAUUGAUCAUUUUCGACGAAGGUGAGUAUCAUAAAUCAAAAACCCGAUAAAAAAUAAAAAUUUCUCAAACUUUACUAACAGCGAUAGCACACAAUUGUCUAAACAAAGCUCCAGGGGCUAAGAUUAUGACAUCUUUCUAUCAUCCAUAUAAAUCAAUAUCCCCACUUCCUCACAUUCUAGGCCUUUCGGCCAGCCCUGUUAUGAGAUCCGAUCCACAAUCUUUGAGCUUGGUCGAAGAGACAUUGGAUGCCGUUUGCCGCACGCCAAAAAUACACCAAGCAGAUCUUCGACUUCGAGUAAAGUUGCCUGUCCUAUCCAUUAUCGAAUACAGUCCGGAGCCUGAAUAUCUCAUAACAAAAACCGUUGCAAGCCUUGGAAAGGUUAUAACAGACCUCAACAUUUCUGAAGACCCGUAUGUCUUGGCACUCAAGAGCAGUGGUAGCGAAAAAAGUCAGAGAGAACUAGCAAAAUUACUCAGCAACUACAAAACAAAUAGUCAGAAAGAACUGAGGUUGAUCUAUAACACUAGUAAGACUAUUCUUGUUGAGCUAGGCUCGUGGGCCGCAGAUUAUUAUGUCUCAGCAGUGGUAACAAAAUAUCUGAAAGCAAUGAAAGCAAGAGAUGUCUUUGCGGUUAUGGAUUUAGCUGCUACCGAAAGAGUCUACAUUGCUAAGGCUCUUAAGCAAGUCGAAAUCUCGCCAUCUGUUUUUUCAGUCACAGAUAAAACUUCUAAUAAAGUUGCAAAGCUACUAAAGACAAUCUUGCAGCAAGAGCCCCCAUUUUCCGCUAUCAUAUUUGUCGAAGAAAGAGCUACAGUCUUCGUACUAGCCCAUCUGUUGUCACAUCAUCCAUUAACAAAAGAGCGUUUUAAAAUUGGAACCAUGGUUGGUUCAUCGUCAAACAGCAAGCGCACACAGAUCGUAGGGGAGCUUGUUGAUCUAGAUGAACAAAAAGACACUUUAUCGCGCUUCAAGCUUGGAAAGAUCGAUAUUCUCAUCGCUACAAAUGUAUUGGAAGAGGGAAUUGAUGUUCGUGCGUGCAACCUAGUAAUAUGCUUUAGGUAAGCUUGAUGACUUUUGUAGUUUUGCCAGUCCAGAUGUCAAUAUCUGUGUGAAUUCUGCAUUUUUGCAUCAUCUUCAAUUUCCCCAUGAAGCUUUGAAAGUAUUCCUUGAUAGGCGAUCACUAACCCCCUAUGCUAUAGCAAACCAUCAAAUCUCAAAUCAUUCAUACAAAGACGAGGGCGAGCGAGGCAGCAAGAUUCUAAAUUGAUUCUUCUUGAUUCUCCAGGUGGUAAGGUAAUUGAUUGGCAUGAACUUGAAAGAAACAUGCGAAAGAUGUAUGAAGACGAAAUGCGGGAACUACAACACAUUUUCGAAAUUGAGAAUGUCGAUGAACAGUCAGAAGAUGGCAGAUUCUUGCGAAUAGAAAGUACCGGUGCUCGGUUGGACCUUGACAACGCUGUAGCACAUCUAUAUCAUUUCUGUUCAGUGUUGACGGCAAAAGAUUUUGUUGAUCUCAGACCAGACUUUGUUUACUCCUUUGAUUUAGGCACUGAUUUUGUUCGGGCAAAAGUGAUCCUUCCAUUAUCAGUUCCUGAAACUUUUCGAGUUCAUGAGAGCCGUGGAGUCUGGUUAAGCGAGAAAGGGGCUGCAAAGGAUGCAGCAUUCGAGGCUUAUGUUGCCUUACAUAAGGGAGGCUUGGUUAAUGAUAAUUUAUUGCCCCUCAUGGUACACGACAAGGUCAUUGAUGAGUUGACUUCAAAGCCCGUGGAUACACGGGCAUCUCUGCUGGAGGUCAAGGAGAGAUUGGAUCCUUGGCUUGACGUUGCCAGGGCAUGGCAAGAGGCAAAAAAUAAUCCCGGAAUUGUUCGUACAUCUGUUAUGAGUCUGGAUGAUUUAAAGAUGGAGCUCUGCCUUCCAAUCGAGCCACCACCAAUUCCGCCCUUAACACUUCACUGGGACUCCAGCACAAAGUUCUCUGUCGAGUUUACAAACGAUACUGAAAUAGGAACCACCGAGGACAUGAUAUCACGGGCAUUAAAAGAUACCCAUUUACUCUUAUCUGGUGCUUUUAGUCGUAGAUUUGAUAUCUUUUCACGCCGAACAGUUGUGCAGUUCAUUACAAAUCGAGCUCCAGCGUCACUCAGUUUAGAUUGCAUGACGGUUCCCCCCGAUGAGCCUUCCCAGAUUACUGGAUUCAUCAGAGAAUUCGGUAAAUUGGCCCAGCCCUAUAUCUUUAAAAAAUGGUUGCCCAGCAAGCCACCGGUCAACGAAGUCCAGCACCCUUAUCUGGACUAUCCAAAUGCGCCGGAAAAUGUACCGUAUCUGGCUUUAAUUCCAGUUAUGCGUCGUACGGAUUUUUUGCACAAGGUGGAAACCCAAAGUUCUUCGUCUUCCAAACAAUUCUCAUGUGUCUUACCAGCUUCAGUAUGCGUGCAAGAUGCAAUGCCUUUCCAGUUAGUGCAGUUCGGCAUGAUGAUACCUUCUAUCACACAUCACAUUGAGGUACAACUUAUCGUCGAUCGUCUACGAAAAACUAUCCUCAAGGAUCUCGAGAUCAGCGAUCGAAGCCUUGUUCAAACAGCUAUCACACAUGCCAGUUACUCGUUGACCUCAAAUUAUCAGCGUCUAGAAUUUUUGGGCGACUCAAUACUAAAGUUAUGUACAUCAGUACAACUAGUUUCAGAAUAUCCUCUUUGGCCUGAAGGAUAUCUGUCGGCUAUGAAAGAUCGCAUCGUUUCUAACUCGCGCUCAUCAAGAGCGGCGGUAGAGCUUGGUUUGGAUGAGUAUAUAAUCACCAAGAAAUUUACAGGUUCCAAAUGGCGUCCGAUGUAUGUCGAAGAUUACUUGAAAAUCACAGAGCAAAAAAGAAGAGAGAUGUCUUCCAAAGUUCUCUCUGAUGUCGUUGAAGCACUCAUUGGCGCAUGCAUGGUUGAUGGUGGUAUCCCCAAAGCUCUCAAAUCUUUGCAACUGUUUUUCCCAGAACUCAACUGGCUAGCUCUCGAAACGCGACAAAUGUCACUUUAUCAACGAGCACCAGAUGAUCUCCACUUACCCAUCGCACUAAGGCCCAUCGAACAAAUCCUCGCAUAUACAUUCACCAAAAAAUCGCUCCUCGUCGAAGCCAUGACACACCCGUCUUACAUCAGCGGCACGCAAUCACUCGAACGUCUUGAAUUUCUCGGCGAUGCCAUCCUAGACAAUAUCAUCGUCACAGCCAUGUGGUCUCAUGAGACCGAGCUUUCACAUUUCCAAAUGCAUCUCUUGCGUUCCGCCCUCGUAAAUGCAGAUUUCCUCGCAUUUCUUUGCAUGGAAAUGAGUAUCGAACAAGACGUGAUCGAUCUCACCGAAGGAAAAGAUCACAAAAUCCACGAAACGCACACUGGACGUCGUUUUUCCCUGGUGAAUUUUCUCCGUCAUUCAAGUACCACUUUUUCCAUCUAUCAAAAACAAGCUCUAGCUCGACAUCAGGAACUUCGUGAAGAGAUCCUUGCGGUCAUUAAAACGGGGGAUAAAUUUCCUUGGACUUUAUUAUCAAGAUUAGAUGCGCGAAAGUUCUUUUCGGAUAUGAUUGAGAGUUUACUUGGGGCGAUAUGGAUCGAUAGUGGAUCGUUAGAUGCAUGUACGAAACUUGUAGAGAGGAUGGGCAUAUUGAGAUAUAUGAGGAGGAUUUUGAGAGAAGGAGUUAGGAUUAUGCAUCCGAAGGAGGAAUUGGGGAUAUUGGCGGAUUCCGAGGAUGUUAAGUAUGUUCUGUGGAAUAGGAGGAUGGGUUGUGAGGAUGAGAAGGAUGAGAAGGAUGAGAAAGAUAAUAGAACGGAAGGAGAAGAGAAGAGCGGUACAGAGUAUUUAUGUAAGGUGUUUAUUGGGGGGAGGGAAAUUGUAGAAGUGGGUGGUGGGGUUAGGAAGGAGGAGAUUCAGGCGAGGGCUGCGGAGGCGGCGAUGGAGAUUUUGAGGGGGAGGGCUAGAGAAGUGGGAUAUGAAGGGGAUAAAGGGAGAUGACAGGGGAAGAGAAAGAGAAUUGAUGAGGGAGUGAGGUUAUAGACGCACAAGAAGGAGCAUCGGAGGGUGAUAAGAUGGUUGUUGAUUAGUUAUUUGGAUAUAUAUACUUUUAACGUCUUAUGAUGAAUGAUUUACUUUUUUUUUAUAUAUAAUAUAAACCAAUUAUUGAUACAUGUCUAGUACUCCUAGCAUUUAUAAUAUAGCGAAUCA
Messenger RNA from Sclerotinia trifoliorum, 5501 nucleotides. NCBI's taxonomy places the organism in Eukaryota, Fungi, Ascomycota, Leotiomycetes, Helotiales, Sclerotiniaceae. The record is from the annotation of a GenBank genome assembly.